Elephantulus edwardii (Cape elephant shrew) is the source of this 927-nucleotide messenger RNA. Its product is annotated as olfactory receptor 4K15-like. Gene Ontology annotation, molecular function: G protein-coupled receptor activity; olfactory receptor activity. Lineage: Eukaryota; Metazoa; Chordata; Mammalia; Macroscelidea; Macroscelididae. The record is from RefSeq and is a predicted model, not a curated record. Gene Ontology annotation, biological process: G protein-coupled receptor signaling pathway. Bases 1 to 927 code for a protein of 308 amino acids. Gene Ontology annotation, cellular component: membrane. The transcript has a single exon.
AUGGGUCAAGAAAAUAUCUCAAGAGUGACUGAAUUUGUGUUGCACGGUUUCUCAGGUCCUCCAGAGCUACAACUUUUCUUCUUUGUAUUCUUCACACUUCUCUAUUUAUCCAUUGUGCUGGGAAACGUCCUCAUUGUGUUUACAGUCAUCUCGGAAUCUGCACUACACACACCCAUGUAUUUUCUGCUCAGCAACCUCUCCUUCCUUGAUGUCUGCCUGUCUACCUUCGCCACACCCAAAAUGAUCUUUGACUUUUUCACAGACCACAAGACCAUCUCCUUUGAGGGCUGCAUGGCCCAGAUAUUUGUUAUGCAUGUCUUUGCUGGUGGUGAAAUGAUGCUUCUUGUGGCCAUGGCAUAUGACAGGUAUGUAGCCAUAUGUCGACCUCUGCACUACGCAACCAUCAUGAGUAUACACAAGUGCACAGGUCUUGUGGUGGGCUCUUGGCUCAUUGGCAUCCUACACUCAAUAAGUCAGUUGGUCUUCAUAGUAAACCUUCCCUACUGUGGUCCAAAUACAGUGGAGAACUUUUUUUGUGACCUUCCCUUGGUUAUUAAACUUGCGUGCACUGAUACUUACAUCCUUGAGAUCCUAAUGGUAUCAGACAGUGAUAUAAUGGCUAUGAGCUCCUUUGUGCUCCUGCUUAUCUCCUACAUGGUCAUUCUGGUUACUGUGAGACGACAAUCAUCAGCAGGCGUGGCCAAGGCCCUGGCCACCCUCACUGCUCAUGUCACUGUGGUGACCCUCUUCUUUGGACCUUGUAUCUUCAUUUAUGCUUUACCAUUCAGCAACUUACUACUGAAUAAGGUUCUCUCAAUAUUCUAUACUGUUUUCACUCCUCUCUUAAACCCCUUGAUCUACACUUUAAGGAAUAAGGAGGUAAUAUUGGCUAUGCAGAAACUGAGGAAGCAAUGUAGGAUUUCCUAA